Messenger RNA from Boleophthalmus pectinirostris (great blue-spotted mudskipper), 1236 nucleotides. It is a transcript of the gene ccdc97, whose product is annotated as coiled-coil domain containing 97. Lineage: Eukaryota; Metazoa; Chordata; Actinopteri; Gobiiformes; Gobiidae. The record is from RefSeq and is a predicted model, not a curated record. The transcript has 7 exons. Bases 197 to 1210 code for a protein of 337 amino acids.
GGGAGCGUUUUUGAUGAAGGACCAGCAUGGCGGAUCCAAAACCAAAACAAUCGUAAGACACCCGUCAAAAUAUUUGUUUUAGGUUUAAUUUCUUUUUGUGACCACUGUCUUUGGACCCGUAUCGCUAGCACUUUCCUACUUUAUUUAACAUACACCCGAUUGAAUUGGGGUUUUCUGGGGGAUAUUUGUAGGCCAAAUGAAAAUAAAAAUGUGGGGCGAAAUAUUAGAGCCCCGAAAACCUAAAGAGAAAAAAGAGAAAACGCGUUUAGAUAUCCACGAAACACCGGUAGAACAACCAGACACGCCUAAAGAAGCUAUAAAAGUGUUCCCUACGAGUAAACCAAGCUCCAGCUGCGCAGACUCUGGACAUCAGCUGCAGCAUGAGAAUCUGUGCGUAAAAGCCAUGGUGGAGGUUAUAGCCCAAAGUGGAAGCCAUGUGAAGAGCCAACAGAUAGGAGAGGCUGAGCUGACCCUGGAUCAGCGCAGAGAAGAGCUGCUGCAACAGUACAAGAGCCGACCACUCGUGUUUUUAGAGAAGUACCAUAAUAAUUUGAAACCCGAGCAUCUGGCGGCCUUUGCCCAUGUCAGCUCAGACCCAAGAACACAACACUACAGUAAAGUCAUAGAGAGGCGAGCGACAGGAUGCACCAACAAAACAAGGGUCAAAAACCACCGCUAUGCCGCCCUCCGAUCCUUGCAGAAAGCGGGUGGCUAUUUUAGUGACGAGCAGAUGCGGAGAAGGGAACCACUCCUUUAUGAACAGUACAUUGGCCAGUACCUAACUGAUGAGGAGGUGCUGGAACGCUCACAAGAGGUCAUGCAGGAAGGUGCGUCAGAAGGAUCAGGGGGGCUCGCUCACCUCCUCCUCGACUCUUACCAAGAGCGUCUGCUACAGAACAGACUGCAGGAGGAGCAGGAGAGAGAGGAUGGAGCACAGGAGGAGGAGGAGGAGGAGGAAGAAGAUGAUGAUGAUAUACAAGGUCAGGAGAAGGAGUGGGAGCCCAGUGCAGAGGAGAAGGCUCAGCUUCGAGAGGAGUUCAUCAGUCAAAUGCACCAGCGCUUCUUGGACGGCAAAGACAAAGACUUUGACUACAGUGAGGUGGACGAAAACCCAGACUAUGACAAUUUGGACAUUGUCAGUAGAGACGCAGAGGAAAAGUAUUUUGAUGAAGAUGAUGAAGAGGAAGAUGAUGAAAACAUGAUUGAAUAAAGCUGGAGAACUUGAGAAAAUUUUAA